Messenger RNA from Trichogramma pretiosum, 3203 nucleotides. RefSeq lists its product as uncharacterized. Lineage: Eukaryota; Metazoa; Arthropoda; Insecta; Hymenoptera; Trichogrammatidae. Bases 317 to 1240 code for a protein of 307 amino acids. The transcript has 5 exons. The record is from RefSeq and is a predicted model, not a curated record.
UAGAACGAGCCGACGAGACGUCCGAGGUCACGGAUUCUUUUGUUUUGAUUAAUUUUACAAAUAGAUUGAGGUUAAGUAGAUUAACAAAGUUUUUCAUGGAUGUCGUGCGUUAAAACUAUAAUACUUUUAGAGUGAAGUGAUAUUUCUUAAGUAAAAAGGCCAUUAACAUGAAAUUUUAACAAGAAGAAAAAAUUCCCAGUUCAUAUUUAUCUUGUUCAUAUAUCCAUUGAAAACCGUCGACAAAUCGUCCAUCAACUGAGUCAUAAUAACUUCAAGUAUUUCAGAAGAUAUCAGUAUUAAAUAAAACUAGUCCAAUAUGAAUAAAGCAGCUGUUCAGGAUUUCAUAAAUAAAAGUUGUUCAAUUGAUCCAAGUAGAUCAAUCAAGGUAGAAUGGUCACAGGUGGAGAAAAAAAAGAAGAAAACCAACAUUAACAAGAAAUUUCCUGCAGUAGGAGAACGUCCUUAUGCAUUUGAUGAGAUGUAUGGCAAGGAGAAAAAAUCUAAAAGCAAAAAUGGGUCUUUAAAGCUUGAUCAAAACACAGAUAUUGACAUUCAGCCAUGGAUGACUUCAAAAAGAGCUGAUGUUCGAGAAGUUAAUGGUGGUGUACCAUACAAUAACGAAGUGAUUGAAAGAAUGGUAAAAAUAAAGCAGUUGAAAUCAGAAUUAAAUAGCGAUGGUAGUUCUACCAUCACAAGUAGUGUUUAUUGUACUGCAGAAUCUUCACAAGAGUCAAGUUUUAAAACUGCAAAUUCAUCUUUCUAUAGCAUAGAUGAAAAUGGUACUCUUCAACAAAGUCUCAAUAAAAAUUCUCUGAAAUCUGAGAGACAAAAUAAGAGCAAUGUAAAAAGUGGAAAUGUUCCUUUAGUUGUUCGAGAAGAGAACCAAAAUUAUUCUAAAGGAAAAUCCAGAACUAAACAAGCUAAGAAGAACAAGACUACAGCUAGCAAUUACCAGGACGAUGCAUUUACUACUCAUAGACCAGACAUUACAAUGGAGAAUCUAAGACUUGUUGAUGACUCAUCUCCUGAAACAUUAAGACGUGAACGAGUUGCAAGGUUUAUUCAACACGAAGAAGAUGAAGAUGUUAUUCAUCAUGCAUUUUUUAAAGAGAAAAACUUUAACUCUGGUCAUAACGGACUUCUGCGACAAGGUAUUGAAAUUUCGCAUACUCCAAGGAAAUAUUUCAUGAGUAUAGCAGAUGAUGAUUUUGGAUUUGAAACAAACGAUUCAAAAAAUUAGAUCACUUAUUUAUUGAAAUUGAAUGGUAUUUAUAAUGAAUUGAUUAUAUCACGUCAAGAAUUGAAAGUAGGUUCAAUCUUUUGAAUUUUGGAGUAAAUGAAUUAUUUAGGGGACCGAGUUUUAAGAUCUGAAAUCGUAUAGUCAAUGAAUAGUUGCAAUCUUGUUUUCUUGCAAUGUGAUUAAUGCAUGCCGUGGAUUAACUCGACAAUUAAUUUCAAUCUCUAGAGUUUGAUUUGAAAUUAAAUGUUUAUUUGUACUUCCAUUGCUCUAAAGUUCUAAUUUAUUUACAGAGUUUUCUUUUCAGUAUUUUUUGUUGGUAUUUUUAAGAAAUACCACUAAAUAGUUGUCCUUUAAAUUGAUAAAUUUAUGAUUGACUUGAUGUUUUUUGAAUCUUAAAGUAAGAUUAAUUUUUUCAGUUUCAUGUUUAAAAGAGUAGUAGUCAACAAUUAUAAAAGACUAUUUAUAAUAAAUUUUGAGAAAAUGUUCAAACUUUAAAUAAACUCAGUUUGAAAUGAGAAAAAAAGGGUUUAAAAUCAAAGUAAAAUUUUGAUUGGUUAAAUGUAGAUAAGUCAAGCUUAUAAAAUUUUUGUGUCAAUAUAAAGUUUAAUAUAAAGUUUACUCCAUGAACUUGAUACAUGUAUGUUUAAUGUAAAAGCAAGAUUAUAAGCCACUAGCCAUAAAGCAGACAUUCAAAACCUAGAUAUUCUAUAAACAAAAUAAUAUUUAAAAAAAAAGAAUUUGUAACGAAUUUUACUUUGAUCUUUGACACAAAAAAAAUGUGAAUCUGAUCGCUUAUGGCAGUUGUCUCAUUGCAUUUGAAUAAUUUUGAAUUACAGAGUUAAGUUUGGAGAUGUCAAAAAAUUAACUUCUUUAUCAUUAGAUAAAUUGUGAAGAGGAUAUUGAACAAUAUGCUCAAGAAAUGUCAGAUUUUAAUCAGAUUUAAAAUAUUUCGUGUUACAGUAAACCCACCAGUGAUGACCAAGCUGUCGUUAUUCAACUUUUGAAUAUCUAAGAAAAUUUAAUGAUUGCAAAUAAAAAAAACUAAUUGGCUCAUUGCCUAGCUAAUUAAAUUUUCUAUCACUUAAAAAUAUUGAAAAAUCAUUUUAGCAUUGUUAUUAUUUUUAAAAAUGAUAAGUUUAUGUUCGGAGUUAUAAAACUUACAUUAAUCAAAAGAUAAUUAGUACAAUAAUUAUAUUACUGUCCAUUGUUAGGAAACUAUUAGAAAUUUGAAAAUUCAACUUAUAAAUAAUUCUUAAUCAAACGGUAAUUCAGUGGGUGCCAAUCAAUCACUGGUAGGUUUACACUGUACAGUUUCAAAGCGGAGCAAGCUCCUGAUAGAUUUCAGUACAGUAUAUGCCCCUAUUUUCACGAUCAUGUACCUAUAUUCGAUCAAUAAUUAAUAUUAACAACUUAAUUGUACGUAAGAAAUUUUUUUUUAAUAAUUGGCUUAAUGAAUCGAACAUCUUCAACAGAAAUACAUUAUUCAAAAUCAGAUAUGAAGUUUCAAUCCAAUAUAAAAAAUUGAUUUAAAUUUUAUCGAAAUUAGGGGCGUAUACCUUAGUUGUUGUUAAACUUUAAACGCAUUUUUCUCGAAUUGACUUUUUUAUCUUGUUUGAUACGUAUGUUGAAAAACAUUAACCAUUUUUUAAUUUCUCCUGGUUCGUUAAAAAAUUAUUUUUGAUACGAACCUCAAUAUAAAUGAAAAAUGGUAUGUUACAAUACUUUACUUAUAUUCAAAGGGUAGAAAAGUCAUGAAAAGUCGAAUUAUUUUAAUUAUUUCUUUUCAUCUCAAAUUUCGACAUUUUCAUUCAUAAAAAGGUUCGUAUCGAAGAAAAGCAUGUUAACAAUGUAAUAAAAGUCACAGCCAAUUUAUUGACAAAGAGUUUCCUCAUAAAAAUAUGAUUGUUCUUAUUUUCAUGUAUCAAUACUAAUAAAAACCGCUGCCAAUUUAUUGGCAAAGAGC